AUGCCCACCGAUAUGUCUAUGGUCCCCUACAAUGGGGGAAACCUUGAUGUCGUUUUGCGGCACAAUGACUCCGUGGUUGUCUUUGAUCAUGAUUCCCAGCAGCUCGUUCUCCGCAAUACCUCCGAUACGGACAUUGACAAUAUGGAGCUAGCUAACUGCCCAUUCUGCCAUCGCCCAAUGCGCGAUAAUAAUAGAGAACAACAUUGUGGGGAUACUGAACCCGAAGGCGAAUUCAUUAACCCAAAUUACUUUCACAUGCUCAACAAUAGCGUUCCCGGCUCCGCAACCUCCUCCACUCCUCCUUCUCCGCACCACCGCCUUGUUCAUCCCGCCCUCCCCGGUGGGCCUUUCAAUAAUACCCCCGUCCGACCUACCUCCUCGCCACACCCAUCACCACAGGGAAUUUCCUCUGCGGCAUUCAGUCCAGAUUACUUCAAGAGGUUCUUUGUGGAGGAACGAGUGUUGGGCAAAGGUGGAAAAGGUGUGGUGCUACUAGUGAAGCAUGUGCUGGAUAGUGUGUCCCUUGGCCACUAUGCCUGCAAACGUGUUCCUGUCGGUGACGAUCAUGAGUGGCUAGAAAAGGUUCUAGGUGAAGUGCAGCUGUUACAGCACCUCUCGCACCAGAAUCUUGUCUCGUACCGUCAUGUCUGGCUGGAAAAUGCGAAGAUAAGCACUUUCGGCCCGAGUGUGCCUUGCGCAUUUAUUCUACAGCAAUACUGCAAUGCCGGUGAUUUGCAUGAUUACAUCUGUGCCUCUGUUGAAACCUCGACCACUGCGCAGCAAUUGAAGGACCGCCUGCGCCGCAAAUCCAAAGGCGAACCGGAGCCUCGAACAACACUGGGAGGACCUCGCACACUUCAGCUAGAUGAAAUCUAUUCCUUCUUUCGUGAUAUUACCUCUGGACUCCGUUAUCUUCACGCCAAUGGAUACAUCCAUCGAGACCUGAAACCACACAACUGCCUGCUCCACGAGACGGGUGAUGGCAUCAGAGUUUUGGUCAGCGAUUUCGGUGAGGUGCAGACUCAAAGUGCAAUGCGCCAAUCGACUGGUGCAACCGGUACUCUUUCAUACUGUGCGCCUGAAGUUCUUCGCCAAGAAUAUCCUGACGGACCAUUCGGCAAUUUUACGUUCAAGUCUGAUAUCUUCUCCCUCGGAAUGAUUCUUUACUUUCUAUGUUUUGCAGCUCUUCCAUACGCAAAUGCCGAUCUCAUAAACGAAGAAAAAGAGGACUUGGAGCAGCUCCGUGCAGAGAUCACCAGCUGGGCUGGAUUUGACCACGCACGAGCUAUCCGCUCCGACCUCCCCGAAAAGCUAUAUAGGUUCCUAGAGCGCUUGCUCUCGGUUGAUCCCAGCCGACGACCCUCAGCCGACGAGGUGUUAAAUGGCAUCCAAGUUGGUGCCAAUUCAAAUGAAAAUUUUCGCUUCAGGAAAGCCAGCACGGGAAGCUCCGAUCUGCCUGGAAAUCGAAUCCGCCCAGUGGCGAGCCAACAACCGUCAGUAGAGCGAACACUCUCUCCCACCAAAAACCUGCGCCGAAGCCCAACAUCCUUCAGGCGUGACUCGGUAUCUGACUCGAGUCAUUUCCGAAGCAAUCCGGCGCCUGUGUCUGACACAAAUCCAGAGGAGGGCUCUUCUUUGAGCCAAGAGCGAGACAUGAUCGUCCGGCGUCGCCAAUCUAAUUCGUCACCGUCAUCUCCAGCCCAACCUCCUCGUGAAUCAUCAUCACCCCUCGAACCCCACCCCGAGCCUCAACCAGUCCGUCAAGAUCAUCUUCUUCCACCUCCACCGAGCCGCUUCCCCGUCUUGAAUUCCCUAGCAUCUUUGGACCCACUCCUCUCCUCGCCUGUCUUACAACUUACUUUCUUCCUCAUCAAAAUCGCAUCCCUUCUUCAUCCAUGCUCGCCGCUGGCCGUCAACCCCUGGAUUCUUUACCCUCUUCUCCUUUCUGCAGCAUUUACUUUAACAACCCACAGCAUUCGGGCUCAGGCCCUUGCCAUCUUUCUACACCUACUGGUCGUCGGGUUGAGUUUCCGCCUAGAUGCCCUAUGUAUCUGGCGCUGA
This is a messenger RNA of Penicillium vulpinum, 2061 nucleotides long. Its product is annotated as protein kinase IKS1. NCBI's taxonomy places the organism in Eukaryota, Fungi, Ascomycota, Eurotiomycetes, Eurotiales, Aspergillaceae. The coding region runs from base 1 to 2061 and encodes 686 amino acids. Gene Ontology annotation, molecular function: protein kinase activity; ATP binding. Gene Ontology annotation, biological process: protein phosphorylation. The record is from RefSeq and is a predicted model, not a curated record. The transcript has 2 exons.